This is a messenger RNA of Abrus precatorius (Indian licorice), 2725 nucleotides long. RefSeq names its product xyloglucan glycosyltransferase 4. Gene Ontology annotation, molecular function: glycosyltransferase activity. Gene Ontology annotation, cellular component: Golgi apparatus. The coding region runs from base 365 to 2359 and encodes 664 amino acids. The transcript is spliced from 4 exons. The record is from RefSeq and is a predicted model, not a curated record. Lineage: Eukaryota; Viridiplantae; Streptophyta; Magnoliopsida; Fabales; Fabaceae.
GAAGCACUAUUAAUACCUAGCUUAAGCCUGUCAAAGUGGUUCUCUCUCUCUCUCUAUAUAUCUAUUAUUCUCAAAUUAGAGUACUAAACUUAGAAUUGCAUUAGAAUUUCUUAUAUUUGCUUGAAUUCAGGUUUGAAAACCAACAACAGAAGAGAAACUCCGAUAUGAGAAUGAUCCUUUUGGGUUUUAAUUUCUCAUUUGUUCAUACAUUGAUGAUGAUGUUGAGGAAAACUCUCUGAUUACCUUCCAUUGCCAUUGGUGGCCAUCGACCCUCUUCUCAAAAUCUUCCUUUUCUUUUUCAUUCCCAAGAAGUCAAGUACGUACCUAGGAAAAAACAAAAACAUAGUGAGGGAAAGAAAGUGUGAUGGCACCCAAUUCAGUUGCCGUGACAACUGAGAAGUCUAACAAUAAUGACUUCACCUUGUUACAAGUUCAUGAUUCGGAUUCUCCCAUGUUUCCAGAGAAGCAGAAAGCUACUAGUCCCAAGCAAUUUACGUGGUUUCUUCUCCUUAAACUUCACAGAGUUCUGACAUGUUUGUCAUGGUUGACCAAUGGUCUCAGAGCCACCUUUGCUUUGGUCAAGAAGCGCAUUUCAUUGGCUGACAUAAGCGAUGAGGGGCCUAAGAGCAGAGGAAGGUUGUACAGGUUCAUCAAGCUCUUUCUUGCUCUCUCAAUUGGUGGCUUGGCUUUAGAAAUCAUUGCUCAUUUCAACAAAUGGAACUUGCAUAUGAUUCAACCUUGGGAGGUUCAGGGUUUGGUGCAUUGGUCCUAUGUGGCUUGGCUUUCUUUCAGGGAAGACUAUGUUGCUCCUCUAGUCUUGUUGGUUUCUAAGUUCUGCAUUGUGCUCUUCUUGAUUCAGUCCCUUGAUCGCCUUGUUCUCUGCCUUGGGUGCUUCUGGAUCAAGUAUAAGAAGUUGAAGCCAACCAUUGAAGAAGAUGCAUAUGAUGUUGAGGAUCCUUCAAGCUUCCCAAUGGUCCUUGUUCAGAUUCCCAUGUGCAAUGAGAGAGAGGUUUAUGCACAAUCCAUUGGUGCUGCUGCUCAACUUGAUUGGCCAAAAGACAGAAUAUUAAUUCAAGUCCUAGAUGAUUCAGAUGAUGGGAAUCUACAGCUUCUCAUCAAAGAAGAAGUUUCCUCUUGGAAAGAUAAAGGGGUCAACAUUGUGUACAGGCACAGAUUGAUCAGAACUGGGUAUAAAGCUGGAAAUCUUAAGUCAGCCAUGUCAUGUGACUAUGUCAAAGACUAUGAAUUUGUGGCAAUAUUUGAUGCAGAUUUCCAGCCCAAUCCUGAUUUCCUUAAACUAACCAUUCCCCAUUUCAAGGGAAAACCUGACUUGGGUCUAGUUCAGGCUAGAUGGUCAUUUGUGAACAAAGAUGAGAAUCUACUUACAAGGCUCCAGAACAUCAACUUGUGCUUUCACUUUGAGGUGGAACAACAAGUCAAUGGCCAUUUCCUAAAUUUCUUUGGAUUCAAUGGAACAGCAGGUGUUUGGAGGAUAAAGGCUCUGGAGGAAUCAGGAGGGUGGCUAGAGAGGACCACAGUUGAGGACAUGGACAUUGCAGUCAGAGCUCACUUGAAUGGGUGGAAGUUUAUCUUCCUUAAUGAUGUCAAAGUUCUAUGUGAAUUACCAGAGUCUUAUGAAGCUUAUAAGAAACAACAACAUCGAUGGCACUCUGGUCCAAUGCAGCUUUUCCGGCUAUGUCUUCCUGCCAUACUAACUUCCAAGAUAUCAGCUUGGAAGAAGGCUAAUUUGAUAUUUUUGUUCUUCCUAUUGAGGAAACUUAUACUUCCCUUCUACUCAUUCACCUUGUUUUGCAUCAUUCUACCCUUGACUAUGUUCAUACCUGAGUCUGAACUACCCCUUUGGGUGAUAUGUUAUGUCCCUAUUUUCAUGUCUUUCUUGAACAUCCUUCCAUCCCCAAAAUCUGUCCCUUUUCUGGUUCCUUAUCUUCUCUUUGAGAACACCAUGUCAGUGACAAAGUUCAACGCCAUGAUUUCUGGAUUGUUUCAACUAGGAAGUGCUUAUGAGUGGGUUGUGACAAAGAAGACUGGUAGGUCCUCUGAGUCAGAUUUGUUAGCCUUGGCUGAAAGAGAAUCAAAGUCUUCAAAUGAAGAGAAAAUUCUCAGAAGGCACUCAGAGUCUGGCUUGGAACAAUUAAGCAAGCUUAAGGAAUCAGAAUUACCUUCCAAGAGGAAAAGAAACAAGCUCUAUAGGAAGGAGCUUGCACUUGCAUUUCUUUUGCUCACAGCAUCUGCAAGAAGUCUUCUAUCAGCACAUGGUGUUCAUUUCUAUUUUUUGCUCUUCCAAGGAUUGGCAUUUCUAGUAAUGGGUUUGGACUUAAUUGGUGAGCAAGUGAGCUGAAAUAAAGGCAUGGAAAUUGUUUUAAACACCAACACAUGGUUUAGUCCAUACUUCAGUUGAAGUUCAUCAAGAUACAACUGUAAGACUAUACAUCAGCGGCCAAGAAAUGAGAUAUAGAGUAACGUUGAUUGUCCAAUCAUAAAAUAUAAAGAAUAAUGAGCAUCGAGGAUCAUAGAUAAAAAAUGUAAUUUUUUUUUUCCUAUUACAUUUUUGUGUAGACUUUCUCAGAGAGUGAUGGUUUAUUGGCUUUUUGUGGAUUUUCACUUAUGUAAUUGUAAAGCUUUAGGACUAAGAAAACUAUUGUUGGAACAUAACUGUAUUUACUUCAUCGAAGAAUAGCUUGUGAAAUGAGUAACUUUUUCUCUC